AUGCGGUUCUUCGGUGGUGCUAUUGCGACCUUCAUUGUCUGCUCGUCCUUGGCCGAGGCCUUGUGCCACAACUCGCUCUCCUGCCUCGCGGGAGGUAACGAUGGUUGCAACAAAGUCUGUGAGCGACAGGGCAACCCUAAGGGUGGUCGCUGUCUCCCCCGCGAUGGCUGCCCUGGCUAUACCAUCUGCGCUUGCUACCCGAAGAGCAAGCGCAGUGACGAGGUGAUCGAUGGCGAUCUCGCCAUCCGCGAAGUCCUGAAGGACUUCGGAAUUGACGACGCGGCUGAGACGGAGACUACGGGAGAACUCGAUGCAAGGGGUACCCUCGAGCAGCGCAGCGUCUGCUGUAGCCUCGUCCCUCCCGCUCAGGGACUCUGCUGCGAAGCCCACUGUGACUAUAUCGGAAAGAACGGUGGCCAGUGCUCUGACAAGGGAGUUUGCACCUGCAACUGA
Molecule: messenger RNA, 453 nt
Organism: Aspergillus bombycis
Lineage: Eukaryota; Fungi; Ascomycota; Eurotiomycetes; Eurotiales; Aspergillaceae
Gene: AfusinC
Product: Defensin domain protein
Exons: 1
Coding region: 1-453 (150 amino acids)
Biological process (GO): defense response
Source: RefSeq, a predicted model, not a curated record